UUUCCUCCACGCAUCUGCACCAGGCCUGCGCUCCACCCUCCUCCUGCGACUGGCGCGCACUCCAAGGCUCCUGCGACCCCGGGUGACCCAGACCGAGUGCCCUGCACCUCCACCGACCCGCCCGUCGCCUCUGCGCCCUUCUGCUCCCGCGACCGCACCCGCCGCGCGCCGCAGCCAUGGACCAGAUCGGGAGUGACAUGGUCGUCGAGCCCGACUUCGACGAGAAGCACCAUGUUGCCAUCAUCACCGCCGACAGUGACGACACCAUGGACGAAGCCGACGCAGACGAAGAGCCCCGCGCCGACGAAUUCGACGCCUUCUUCAAGAAGCACAUGCCCGAGCUCGCCGACCAGGAGACUGAGGCCGAGACGUACUGCACGUGGGAGAUCAAGGACUGGCGGACCCUCACCCGCCGCGAGCAUGGUCCUGUCUUCGACUGCGGCGGCUCUCCCUGGCGCAUACUCUUCUUCCCCUUUGGCAACAACGUCGACUUUGCCUCCUUCUACCUCGAGCAGGGCUUUGAGGAGAAGAAGGUACCCGAGGACUGGUACGCCUGCGUGCAGUUCAUGCUUGUCCUCUGGAACCCAAACGACCCGUCCAUGUACAUCACACACACCGCCACACACCGCUUCACCGCCGAUGAGGGAGAUUGGGGCUUCACGCGCUUUGCCGAGCUUAGGAGGCUGUUUGCGGCGAGCUGGGAUGAAAGAGGCCGGCCCAUGGUCGAGGACAACAUGGCAAACGUCACAGCUUACGUCCGCGUGCUCAAGGACCCGACGGGCGUUCUGUGGCACAAUUUUAUUAAUUAUGACUCCAAAAAGGAAACGGGCAUGGUUGGGCUCAAGAACCAGGGUGCCACGUGCUAUCUGAAUUCCCUCCUGCAGUCGCUUUUCUUUACCAAUGCUUUCCGCCAGGCCGUCUACCAGAUCCCAACCGAAAAGGAAGAGAACCGCACCGACAGCGCUUUCGCUCUCCAGCGGUUAUUCUACCUCCUACAAACGUCCAACAAUGCCGUGGCGACUACCGAUUUGACACACUCGUUUGGAUGGGACUCCAAGCAGAUUUUUGAGCAGCAAGAUGUGCAGGAACUAUCACGUGUGCUCAUGGACAAGCUGGACGAAAAGAUGAAGGGAACCGAAGCUCAAGGCGCCCUCGAGAGGAUGUUCGUGGGCAAGAUGAAGACAUACAUAAGCUGUAUCAAUGUGGCUUACGAAUCCUCGCGGAUGGAAGAGUUCUGGGAUAUCCAACUGAACGUCAGCGGUAACAAGAACCUCGACGACAGCUUCAAGGAUUACAUACAGGUCGAGACCAUGGAUGGCGACAACAAGUACCACGCUGAGGGGCACGGCCUACAAGAUGCGAGAAAGGGCGUCAUCUUCGAGUCGUUCCCCCAGGUUCUCCAUCUCCAGUUGAAGCGCUUCGAAUACGAUAUACAACGCGACGCCAUGAUGAAAGUGAACGACCGCUACGAAUUUCCUGACGUCUGGGACGCCUCGCCGUACCUAUCCGAAACCGCCGACCGAUCGGAGCCCUGGAUCUACCAUUUGCACGGCGUCUUGGUGCAUAGCGGUGACCUGAACGCAGGCCAUUACUACGCAUUCUUGAAGCCCGAGAAAGAAGGCCACUUCUACAAGUUCGACGAUGACCGAGUCACUCGGGCUACAGAUCGCGAGGCACUGGAAGAGAAUUUCGGUGGAGACUACACACAGGCCAAUGGAAACGUUGGCCAGCGAAAUCCCUACACGCGGACCUGGUCGGCCAAACGCUCUAUGAGUGCUUACAUGUUGGUGUACAUUAGGGAGAGUCGGUUGGACAAAAUGUUAUUGCCUGGGAUCGAAGUCAAGGCUCCUCAACAUCUUGCCGACCGUGUCGCGGAAGAAAAAGCGGCCUUCGAACGUAGGCGGAAAGAACGCGAAGAAGCACAUUUGUACAUGGAAGUCGCUGUGGCCUCCGAGCGAGAAUUCCGGCUUCACCAAGGCUUCGACAUCGUCCCCUGGAAAGCCGAAACGGAAAGUGACGCGAACCCAAAGGUGCAUCGUGUGCUCAAGGCAACUACCAUACUGGAGUUCAUGAACACAAUGGCCGAAGAGCUCGGAACGGAGGCUGAUAUGCUCCGACCCUGGUCCAUGGUUAACCGACAGAACGGAACCACGCGCCCCGACGUACCCAUUAGUUUUCUCGAGAUGUCGAUGGAUCUGGCAUGUCAGAAGUACGGCACGAAGACCGCACCAAUGAGACUUUGGAUCGAAAAGGCCGAGGAGCGCGACGGAGAUGGCAAGCCUGUGUUCGGUGGCGACUUUAUCGACGCGAAGAACCUACAAGGCAGCAAGACGUUGAUGCUCUUCCUCAAGCACUUUGAUGCCAAAACUCAGAGCUUGUUUGGAAUUGGCAACGUCUAUGCGUCCAGUUUGGACAAGGUUGUCGACCUCGGCCCACAAAUCUGCAAGGUCAUGGGUUGGCCCGCAUCUACUCAAUUCCAGCUAUCUGAGGAGAUAAAACAGAACAUGAUUGAGGGCAUGAAGCCCAAGAUGACUCUUGCUCAAUCAGAAAUCCAGGAUGGCGACAUCAUCACAGUGCAGAAGACGCUGUCAGAUAAGGAGAUGACCCAGAUCACGGGCUCUGGCGGUUACACUAACGCCAAAGAUUUCUACGACUAUCUUCUGAACCGCAUCCAAGUGGAAUUCGCUCCCCGAUUAGGCGAUUCGACGCAACUGCCCAUCUUCACAUUAACUCUCAGUAAGAAGAUGACAUACGAGCAGUUUUCCACAAAGGUCGCCGAACACCUGAAGAUUGAGCCUACGCAUGUCCGGUUUACUACAGUCAAUGCCGCCGGAAAACCAAAGCAAGCGAUCAAAUUCUCACAGCAGGGCACGUUAAAUAGCAUCCUCUUCCCCGGGCCCUAUACCUACGGCGGCAACACGAUGGUCCGAUCCGAUCAACUGUUCUACGAGGUACUGGACAUGAGCUUGAAAGAGUUGGAGCAAAGGAAGGCUCUGAACAUUACGUGGCUGCCAGAAGGUCUGACCAAAGAGGAGCAAUACCAGCUGAUGAUUCCGCGAAACGCCAGCAUAUCAGAUGUUCUGGAGGCUUUGCAGAAAAAGGCUAACAUAAGCGACGAGGUUAUGCAGAAAGUACGCGUAUUCGAAGCCCACAACAAUAAGUUUUACAAGUCACUCGCGCCUGACUUUCAGGUCAUGGGCAUUGGCGAAUACUUGCAACUGUACGCUGCGGCUUUCCCUGAUGACGAAUCAACCAAGAAAAUCACGGCGUUCCACUAUGACAAAGACGUAUCGAAGGUCCACGGUAUUCCCUUCCAAUUCUCCCUCAAGGAGGGCGAGGCUUUCAGCGACACGAAGCAACGUCUUUCCGAUUUUACGAAGAUCAAAGGCAAGCAGUUUGACAAGAUCAAGUUGACUCUGGUCUCAAGGGCGUCGUAUUCGAGACCGGAACCAAUUGACGAUGACGAGAUUCUCUGGGACCUGAUAGGCAAUCGGGACGAUAUAGCGAUCGGGUUGGAUCACGCCAACAAAACGCGGAGCUUCUGGGGCAAGUCCGAUUCCAUCUUCAUCCGGUAAAGGGGUGUACAGGCGGCAUGUACGUUUUAUUUGCGGGGAUUGAUAUUCAUUCCCAAGGUGUGCGGCGCAGUCUGGUAGCGACUGCUUGCUUUUUAUUUGAACUCGGAAUGCUUCUUGUGCAUAUAUAGACACCACAGAGUGCGUUCUCAUGGAUUGGAAUGUGAAGGUUGGUGUUGAGCACGUAGAGUAGGGCUAGCACGGUAGAGUGUUUUUGGAUGCGGGGCGGGGCGUGAGGGCUGCAUUAUGGAACGAAACGAGCAUACAUCAUCCGAUCAUAAAGAAUAAUGUUAUCAC
Paraphaeosphaeria sporulosa is the source of this 3869-nucleotide messenger RNA. Its product is annotated as ubiquitin carboxyl-terminal hydrolase 21. The record is from RefSeq and is a predicted model, not a curated record. The transcript is spliced from 4 exons. Gene Ontology annotation, cellular component: cytosol; nucleus. Gene Ontology annotation, biological process: regulation of protein stability; protein deubiquitination. The coding region runs from base 177 to 3575 and encodes 1132 amino acids. Lineage: Eukaryota; Fungi; Ascomycota; Dothideomycetes; Pleosporales; Didymosphaeriaceae. Gene Ontology annotation, molecular function: cysteine-type endopeptidase activity; protein binding; cysteine-type deubiquitinase activity.